GUUCCAAAUGCCACUCUUGUGUUGCUCAGUUGGUAAUAAUAGUAGAUUUAAAAUAUUUCUAUUUGCUAAAUAAUUAGGUAAGAUUAUGUGAAGCUUUUUUAGCAUGUUUAGUUACAAGAGUUAACUUUGUUAAGAAAUUUGAAUAUAGGGUGAUAGAGCUCUUCCCUCAAAUUUUGUUUCAACUCAUGGGGAAGGAUUCGGGCCAAUAUUCUAUGUCAUUGACGAGUUAGAUAAUUGUUUAUCCUUGGAGGUGAUCAAAAAGAAUGAUCAGUUGCUGAUAACUGAGUACUCAUUUGAAAUGAUUAGAACUUUCUAUCUUAUCGAUAGACCGGCAUGUGUUCAAUUUAGGUACGUUGGUUUUGGAAUUUUUUUUAUUUCAUUGUUUGAUAAAGACAACCAACCGAUCCAAGUUCACCUUGAUCCUAAUUGCUAUGUUCCUGAGCUAAUGGACCCAGAGACACUUGAUAAUGUGUCAAGAGUCUUCCACAUAAAGUAUACCAGGAUGGAAGAAGACUCAUCGGCUGAUGUCAUUGUUCUGUCUGGGUCUGAACCAUCGGAUGAACAGUUUUCAUCGGAUGGUGAUGAAGACAAUGAUCAAGAUGGGUCACUGGUUGGGGAUAAUCCACAUAAUCCCAUAAAUUUGUCUAGUGGCAGCAGUUUAUCAUUGGAAGUUGAUGAACACAUUAAUGUGUCAAACGAAUUGCCUGAUCAUAGAUAUGCUCCAGAGGUUUCUUAUGAAAAGAAGAUCACAGCUUGGGAUGUUGGACAGUCUAGAUUGUAUUUGGCUUCGAAAUUUGCUGUGUAUCUUAAACCAUCUGGAGAUGGUUCGAUUUGGACGAUCAUUGGUCCAGAUUCCAAUGUUGAGAAGAAUGAGUUUUUUUUUUCAGUUACUGAAGAGUCGAGGAAGACGUACAGAAUGGAAAUUUGGGGUCGGGUGGAGUGAAUGUUGUAGAACAUAUAAUUUAAAGGAGGGUGAUACCAUCACUUUGAAACUUAGCUCGAUAGCUAACCGCCAGAUAGAGUUAUCGAUUCAGCGUUGUUAGGCCUCCUAUGUAUAACUCUAUUUGAUGGAUAUUGUAAAUUAUAUGUUAAGUUGUCUUGAAGAUAUUUUAUUUUUUGUUUAAUGAACAAAUUUAUAUAUGUUGUAUAUAUUUUGUUUUGGUAAUAGUAAG
Messenger RNA from Arachis duranensis, 1172 nucleotides. RefSeq lists its product as uncharacterized. The transcript is spliced from 3 exons. The coding region runs from base 299 to 943 and encodes 214 amino acids. NCBI's taxonomy places the organism in Eukaryota, Viridiplantae, Streptophyta, Magnoliopsida, Fabales, Fabaceae. The record is from RefSeq and is a predicted model, not a curated record.